CGUCGUGAGCGGCGGGGGGGGGGCGGGGCGGUGCUGAAGGAGUGCGCCCACUGUCGGAAGGCCAUCACGGAGCGGUUCCUGCUCAAAGCCCUGGACUCCCUCUGGCACGAGGACUGCCUCAAGUGCGGCGUCUGCGGCUGCCGUCUCGGCGAGGUCGGCUCUACCCUCUACACCAAAGCCAACCUCAUACUCUGCAAAAGGGACUACCUCAGGUUAUUCGGUUCUACUGGCCUCUGCGCCGCGUGUGAUAAACCUAUUCCCGCUUUCGAGAUGGUCAUGCGGGCGAAAAGUAAUGUUUAUCAUUUAGAUUGUUUUGCCUGUCAACAAUGUAAUCAUAGGUUUUGCGUUGGCGACCGGUUUUACCUUUGUGAUAACAAAAUUUUGUGUGAAUAUGACUACGAGGAGCGGCUCGUGUUUGCGAAUAUGGCUUACAAUCCUAGCAGCUUAGCACAUAUCAGAAGGCAAGUCAGUCAGUUGCAGCCAGCAGCAGGAGCAAGAGGCAAUGUAGGGGGAGGAGUGGAGGUGCGACGGCAAACGUGCGGCGCCUCUUGUUUUCCCUCGAUCCCAACCAUGUUACCAUCAGCCACUCCCCCUCAGAUCAUUCAACAACAGCAACAGCAGCAACACCGCGAUGACGGCUCUAGCGGCUACGGCAGCCCCGAUUCAGAAACUUUCGAAUCGACCACUCAAUGAUUUUGUUUCUUGACACCUGCUUCCAUCCCGGGCCAAGUCUCAUCAAGUCAAAAACGGUGGAUGCAAUCAUGCUCGUGCUUCGAAACUUCUGCUCAUGUGCCCAUGAAACUUCAGUUAUAAAAACAUCUUCGCAUCUACUAUUCCUCUUGCCAAUAAGCUUCUCUCCUUAACUGUCUCAAAACUGAACCCUAUAAACUAAUGGUUUAAUAACCAACUAAUUCAAUUACUCAUUAUAAUUGAAACCAAAAUUUAAGAGUUCGCAAAUCGUUGCGAGGAAGUAAUGCUUAGCAGCCUAAAACCUCAGUGCAUAUGUCUUUACCUUUUUGUACAGAACUUAAGAGAGGGAGGACCAAAAAUCUUAAAUCAAUAGAAUAUUUGACAAGAUCGUGGCUCUGUUCUAGUGAUAAAAAAUAAAUAAUUGGCAAAUUUUUCCCGAAAAGCACCAAUUUUUCAAUCAUUCCUAUAUUGCUCAUUACUGUGUUUUCUGUAAUGUUAACUUUAAAUCCGUUUUUAAGUUUAAUCUACCCUCAAAAAUAAUCCUCUUUUUACAGCUCUCAGUAUAUAAUUUUAAAAAUGCUGCCCAAAUUAAGAAUUGAAAUGGUUGAUGGGAACCAAAUUUUAUUUCCUGAGUCUGUUAACCAACUAUGACUUCACCAAAUAUAAUGCCAUGAGAGUUUAAUGUACUGAAAAAAAUUUUAAUACUCUCCAGGAAAUUUUUAAGUAUUGCAUCUCUGAAAGGAAAAAAAAAUUAGGGAGUGAUUGAAACAAUGCAGCAGCAAAGAAAGUCUGUUAUGUGAGGGAAGCUGCCUUACAUUCAAAAAUAAGUAGGUAACUUGGCAAAUUCUGCCAUGCGAAGGAAAAACGCCGUAUGAGCCUUCAGACGUUGCCAAGUCUCCUUCAAUAAAUACUGAAUUUAAUCUAAAAUAUCUGAAAAUCUCAAAGAAAAAUGUGCAUGAACGUCGUCCAAAAUACAUGUUUUAUCAAGGGAAAUUUGGCAACUCUCGAAUGUUUAUACGGCGUUCUUCCUUAGCACGGCAUAAUUGCGAUUGAUCAAAUUAAAGGACAUCUUCAUCAGAAUCUGGUUCUUUUUUCUUUAAAAAAAAGAAAAAUAAAAAGAAAAAUAACGAAGCUCUGUCUAUAUAAGAGCGUCAAGUUUCGAAGAAAAAUGUUGUUGAUUGUUUUCGUUUUUAUUUUUGUACUCAUGUUCUUAGUUUUUAAAUUGUACCAUUUCCUCAAAGGGGGAAACAAGGAAGUCUUUUGUAGAAACUGUACCAAUUUGAACCCUAGUCACUAGGUUUUAAAAAUGUAACUAACGAUGAUGAUAGCAUAGUUAUAUCUCUUCGUUCUAGUCUCUUCCGCUGCUUGAAGCAUUGGUUCAGUUUUGUACUCGCAGUUACAACUUGCACUUGUGUUGUGUCCCUCAGAUGUGUUGGCUCACAGUAUAUCUGCAUGUGGCCCGUGGCCAUUUGUGUAAUGAAGGUUUCACGUGGCAACACCAAGUUGAGACACUUUUGACUUAACUUGUGAAUUGAUUUUUUUCAGUACCUAAGAUCUGACAGACUGGAAAUAAAAACCUAAGCUAAGCUAUCUCUGUCUCUCUCCCUCUCUCUCUCCCCCUCCCCUUUUGGCAGGUUUCCUGAAUAAUCCACAUGUAGUAGCAAAAAAAAGAUUACAAUUUCGUAGACAUACAUACGUUACCUCUGUUAAUGCCAAUGCUCUGAGGGACAAAAUGUUUCUUAUUCCUAACUGUAAAUAUAUUUAUAAAAUUAAGCUGUCCAAUGUACCUACCUUCUGUCAGUAAAAUUCAAAAAUCUUGAACGAGAAAUGUAUCUACAAGCACGCACCUGUUGAGGAUCAAAGCUAAAAUAAUAAUCAAAUUGAAAACUGCAGAAAGAAGAUUCUUAUAAUUUCGACUGUGGAUUAACCCGAAAAUACUUUGACGAAGAUGUCUCAUAUGGAUGCAUUGACAUUGAAUUCUUGAUGAGCGUUGUCUAAAGAUGCACUCUUCCCAUCUUAUUUUUGCUACUGUUCCAUAACUGUUCUGAAGGCAGUCUUAUGUUGGUAUCUUUGAUCGCUUACUUGGCUUGCUUAUAGAAAUAUCAAUGGCUAAUCACAGAAAUGUACAGAAAUAGAAAUUUUCAACAUCUUGGUUGUGAUUUUUGAAAAUUACCACUAUUUUACUUUUCACGAGCAAAAAGAAAGGGAGUUUAGAGGAAAAAAUACCUAAUGGAAAUUUUCUAAACGAUUUAUUAACUGGUUUUCCAAUUGAAAAAUAAGGUCUGUAAUGUUACAAUUCGAAAAUGUGGUUUGAAAGUUUAUCCAUUGAUACAGUGUGGUCAAAGAGGCGACCAAGAGUCUGAAAUCACAAAUCUGUUGGUUAAAUUCAUGGCCUACGUAGGUGUGGUGCUUUGUAUUCCAUAAAGCUGAUCAUUUUAUCUCACAUUAAAUCAAGAUACAUUUUCAAUUUCAAUUUUACUUCGGACGAAUUUUGCUCAAUUUUUCAAUAUGUUGUGUUUUGCUCCUGAAUAGAGUAAAUUAGGGCUGAUAAAACGAAAUUUCGGGCUUUUUGAGACAAGUUGAAAUAUUGAAAAUUUACACUGCCACCAAACUAAGGAAAGCCUUUUCUCUUGCAUAGACAAAGAAAAUCUUAAAGAAAAUUUUUUUGAAAGGCGGAAACAGUGGCAAAGCAAUACCUUUGUUUAAUAACCAUAGUGCUCAGAAAUUUCUUUUUUAAACCUGAGUUUCUUGAAAUUGGCACGGGGAAGGUUGUAAUGUUAACUCGGUGUGCUAAAGAGAUUUUAAUGGAUAUCAAGUCUAAAAACACCAAAAUUUUACCGGGCCGAAUUGCAAUUGGAAAUGUUCUUUGUCCUUUUCAAGAUACGGAAAAGAGGCUUCAUCAGGAUUUUGCUCAGAGAGCAUUCUGUAUAAACUGUAUGAUACUGUGUAAAUAACUAGGAAAAAACCCACUGAUGUCACUGUACGAUUUGAUUGAUAGAAUUGUAUAGAAGUUAAAUUGCUAUAUUUUAAAGUCCUAGUCUUUAUGAUGCCAAAUUAGGUAUUUUUCUUUAUUUUUAUUACUUUAUGAUUAGGAAUUCCAAGUUAUUGUUUUUCUUACUUUUUAUCGAAAUGGACUCCCAUAACGUUGAUGUUUGUACAUAAUUUUUGUUUUUUCUCUCUUCUUUUCUCCUUUUCGAGGUGAUCCUUCACACACUUUGCAAUUUAUUGUUUUCACGGUGGCGGUUUGAAGGGAUUUUAGGUGCAAAUUAGCCAACAGUGCUGACUCUCUUUCUUAUUCUUUUUACUACGGAUCGAAAGAUUUGGGUCUUACAUUGACGAAGCAGCAAAUUGUUCCAAGAUCAGUAGACCAAAGAUUUUAUGGAAAACGAACUCAACAUUUAUAUUUUUACCUGUUUUUACUCGUAGUAAUUUUAUUCCAAAAAAUACCUCAAAUUGAAGGUACCAAAAUGACACCCGCUUUUUGUCAAAAAUUAAAUCCUAAGUAUCAGCCUGCUCUGUCAAAAGAUAUAGUAAAAAGAAUACUGAAAGGACAAGUGUGUUAAUGAGUUAUCAUUAUGAAAUUUUGAUAUCUGUUCACAAGAUCUGAGCUUUCAAGAUACAGAUCUUCUUUUUGAAGUGCAGUCAUUUCCAUCAACUUUUAACUUCCUAUGGAAACUACCUGUAUAGACUGAAUAAGUGGUUACAUCAAUUGACAUAUUGCCAUUAAAUUGCGUCGCCUUUCAAGAAUGCAGCAGAAUGAUUGAUAUCAAAACAGUGCAUAUUUGUUCUGGGUGGAACCAUCGAAUAUUUCAAAUAUGGAAUGAUGCAAUCCCUAGAUCAGUCUAUAUUGUGUCAUGAAAUGCGCCUGUUUUCCAAUCUGGCAGCACCUACUCAUUAAUUUAUUUUUUCUGUUGUUGAGAUGCUUUGGGAUGCCCCAUAGAUUUUCCUCCUCUGCGUUAGGAACACUUUUUCAAUACUAAUUGCAAUGUUUCAAUUCUUGAAUUUUUUUAUCUCUAAUGGGUACAUUAGUUACACAGUUGACAUUUAUACCCCCAGAACUUAAACUUGAUCAUUGUAGGUCUGUUAAAUGAAUAAUCAAUCAUUUAGAUUAUUCCCUAAGAAAUCCCAUGACUGUUGUGCAUUUUCUAUUCUAGUUUGAUUCUCUGUCUCCCGCAUAUUCACAAGUAAAUCUUAUUUUAUGAGUCUUUUUAGUUCCAAUCAUGUUUAAAAAAAAUUCUUUAUUGCGAGUAGCUGUCUGUAUGUAGAGGCAGUAAUCAUACUGUAUUACAAAAAGAUCUCAUGAACAUCAAGAGCCUAAGAAGAGAUCUCAGCAAGCAAAAAUCUAAGUUCACAAUUAAUUAUGAGUCUACUAUUAUGUAGGAGGUAACAAAAAUGCAUUCCCAGUCUGAAUAAUCUGUCUGUGAAUUCCAUACAAAAUCAAAGGUACAAUCACAUGGAUGUCUCAAUGUGGAAGUGACUGCGUUAAGUAAAAGAUGAGCGUUCUGUGUUCAUUUCAGUAAUGUUGGGAAAUUUUGGAAAUGUCAACACUGAAAUAAAAUCUAAAAUCAAUGGUUUAUUCUAAUUCUGACUGCUCCUUGCUCAGUGUUCUGCUGAAGUUAAGGCGAUAUGGACCGACUUCAACAGAAAUGUACCAAGUCACAUUAAACUUGGACUGAGAAAAAUAGGUUUAAGUUUUAUUCCUUAUGAGCAUUGAUGUUCAGGACACAGUUCAGUGACUAUUUUCAUGUUCAAAAUAUUUUUUCUCGACUUUGAAAGUUUGAUGGGAGAAAAUUUACGAAUAGUUGAAUUUAAAACCACAUAUGUACUAACAGCUCAUUUUUGUCCAAAAUGUGACUUAGCCUGAUUCUGUUAAAAUCCGUCCAUAUGAUGGAAACUAAAUUGUUAUUACACUCUGCCAAUUUAAUUCUUUUUAUGUUACAGUUUUAAAAAAAAUGUGCUUUUAUGUAAUCUUGAACUCUUUGAAUGAUAGUCCUUAAAAGACUUAGUGUUUUGUUACAAAAGAGAUUGAGUAAGGUGGACCUGUAAGCCCAGAGGUAUACGAAUCAAUAAAUAUUUUGUUGUUUUCAAAA
This is a messenger RNA of Bemisia tabaci, 5780 nucleotides long. RefSeq names its product LIM domain only protein 3. Gene Ontology annotation, molecular function: DNA-binding transcription factor binding; transcription coactivator activity. NCBI's taxonomy places the organism in Eukaryota, Metazoa, Arthropoda, Insecta, Hemiptera, Aleyrodidae. Gene Ontology annotation, cellular component: nucleus. The record is from RefSeq and is a predicted model, not a curated record. Gene Ontology annotation, biological process: positive regulation of transcription by RNA polymerase II.